UUUGCUUUAGUUUGCUCCAAAGCGGAUUGGUACAGUCGCGCACAUACCAGUCUUACUGCUGCUGCUUCAAAACGUGGUCGUUGCUAAGUUUUAACAGUUUUGCGCGUUUCGAAUUGCUGCGAUAUUGUAUUCUACCGAACAAAAUUGUCGUUAAAGUGUUCCUUUUUCAUUCACUAAAUGGAUAAUACAGUGUUUCAAAUAGACACUCGAAGACUUUUGGAACGUGGUACUAGUGUCAAUGGAUACUGCCAAAGUGUUUUUGAUAAGUGUGACAGAAAUCAAGAUGGGUUCGUCAGCUUGGAGGAACUUACAGCGUUUAUCAAGAGCAACGAGCAAACGCCGACCUCCGGACCCUUGACACCUAUCAUCCUCAACAACUAUCAAAGAUUCGACCAAAAUCACGACAACAAACUCGAUUUCGAAGAGUUCGUCGAAAUGAUUACGAACGACAGUUUUCUAAAAGACUUUGCCAAUCUAGGAAACCGAUAUGUAAAAUUCCUAGUACCAGUAUCAAGACGAACCGUAAAGCUUCGUCGAAUGCACACGAUAACAGGAAUGUAUGAGGAAGAAGUAAAAUUCAAAAAAACUGAUGUAGGAAUGAUAUUAUUAUCCAUAAUUCAAAUAGCAUUGUAUUACAUAGGCUACAAUAAACCAUUAAUAUUCGACCACUUAAGAAGAUAUGAAGUUUGGAGAUACAUGACAUAUAUGUUUACACAUAGCUCGACACUACACCUUUUCAACAACGUAAUAUUUCAACUAGCAGUUGGAUUACCUUUGGAAAUGGUGCAUGGUUGGAGAGUCAUCGUUAUAUAUUGUGCAGGAGUUUUGGGAGGAUCACUAUUCCAGUCUGUCAUUUACCCGGAUGAAAAUCUAACGGGUGGUAGUGCUGGAGUACACUCCUUCUUCACAGCUCAUAUUGCCACAGUUAUCAUGAAUUGGAGGGAAAUAAGUCAGCCUAUUGCCCAGUUGAUAUUCUUCGGUUUCUUCACAGUGUGCGACACCGUCUACAAAUACAUUACCUAUGGAAAUCAAAACAGUACGAGCUACAUAGCCCAUCUAGGUGGGGCCAUAUGUGGACUUCUCGUAGGCGUAAACAUUCUCCGAAAUUUGAGAGAAACCAGAGUGGAAAGGAUUAUCUGGUGGAUAUCCUUUGUCAUUUACACGAUAUUAAUGAUAACGCUAAUUUCAUUAGAAAUAGCCUUAAAUGUGUUUCAUUUAAGGCCAACAAGCUAAUACAAAGCUAAAACUGAAAAUCAAUAUAACGACUGAAUAGUUAAUUUGACUUUAUCAUUAGUUCAUCUAGUAUUAUUUAUAAAUAAUAAUAUUUCAACUUUAGUGAAAUCAUGACAAUACAUGUCUAUAGUAAAAUAUAAUUUAUAACAGACUGCCAGUAGUGAAACCUCAUGUUUAAGCCAGUUACAAUCAUAUUUCGUAGAUUCAUACUAGUCUUACGUACUAUAUCAUUUAUCACUAUUUAUUUCCUUUUUUAUGAUGAAUAUAUCAUUUGCAUUUCCAUACAACUUAUUCAUAUUUUUUAAUUUAUGUAUUCAGGUAUUCAUCACUUUGUGAUAUUUUGUACUUAAUUUAGGAAAAUAUUAGUGUUAUUUAUUUAUGUUUUGUACUAC
Molecule: messenger RNA, 1625 nt
Organism: Sitophilus oryzae (rice weevil)
Lineage: Eukaryota; Metazoa; Arthropoda; Insecta; Coleoptera; Curculionidae
Product: protein rhomboid-like
Exons: 5
Coding region: 178-1233 (351 amino acids)
Cellular component (GO): membrane
Molecular function (GO): calcium ion binding; serine-type endopeptidase activity
Source: RefSeq, a predicted model, not a curated record